UUCGUACUCGAGAGCUCAACAGGUUGUCGUCUAGCUGCAUCUGGACUCAGUAAUCCACGCGGUCCUCCACCGGAGAACCUGGUCACCGAUGCGAUUGAGGAGCUCAUGACGAGUGUCCGAGCUGGAUCUUGUUGCGACAAAAACAUGCAAGAUAUGCUCGUUUUGCCUAUGGCCCUGGCUGACGGAAAAUCGAGCAUCCGCACUACUGCCCUCACCUUGCACACCCAGUCGGCUAUCUACGUGGCAGAAAAACUCCUGCCGGUAAAGUUCGUCGUCGAGGAACAGACAGAUGGAACAGUCAUUCUGUCUUGCGAGGGCAUCGGACUUAGUGCAUCCUCCUAA
This is a messenger RNA of Dibothriocephalus latus, 342 nucleotides long. The record is from the annotation of a GenBank genome assembly. NCBI's taxonomy places the organism in Eukaryota, Metazoa, Platyhelminthes, Cestoda, Diphyllobothriidea, Diphyllobothriidae.